Molecule: messenger RNA, 4071 nt
Organism: Poecilia latipinna (sailfin molly)
Lineage: Eukaryota; Metazoa; Chordata; Actinopteri; Cyprinodontiformes; Poeciliidae
Gene: cyfip2
Product: cytoplasmic FMR1 interacting protein 2
Exons: 30
Coding region: 227-3988 (1253 amino acids)
Biological process (GO): regulation of actin filament polymerization
Molecular function (GO): small GTPase binding
Source: RefSeq, a predicted model, not a curated record
CAGCCAUUUUCUGCUCUUUGUGUGGGGUGGAUUAGCAGCGGGGCUGGUACUGAGCGAAACUAGAGCAUCAAUCGGCACAGAAAACGGAGGAGCAGGAACAGAAUCACAAACCCAGGAAUCGUCGGCUUGCCGUCGCAGACCGCGACACCGUCCGCCCGCCUGCUCGUCGCCCAGACGGACAUGCAAUUUUCAGACCUAGGUGUUGUUUGAGUGACGCCUUGUUACCAUGACAACCCACGUGACGUUGGAGGAUGCUCUGUCCAACGUGGACCUGCUGGAGGAGCUGCCUCUGCCGGACCAGCAGCCAUGCAUCGAACCUCCCCCCUCCUCCAUCAUGUACCAGGCUAACUUUGACACCAACUUCGAAGACAGGAAUGCCUUUGUGACCGGCAUCGCCCGUUACAUAGAGCAAGCCACAGUCCACUCCAGCAUGAACGAGAUGCUGGAGGAAGGACAUGAAUACGCAGUGAUGCUUUACACCUGGAGAAGCUGUUCCAGAGCCAUUCCCCAGGUGAAAUGCAACGAGCAGCCCAACAGAGUGGAGAUCUAUGAGAAAACGGUGGAGGUGCUGGAGCCGGAAGUGACCAAGCUCAUGAAGUUCAUGUACUUCCAGCGGAAAGCUAUAGAGCGCUUCUGCAGCGAGGUGAAGCGUCUGUGCCACGCCGAGCGGAGGAAAGACUUCGUGUCGGAGGCCUACCUGCUCACGCUGGGGAAAUUUAUCAACAUGUUCGCGGUGCUGGACGAACUCAAGAACAUGAAGUGUAGCGUGAAGAACGAUCACUCUGCCUACAAACGGGCAGCUCAGUUCUUGAGGAAGAUGGCCGACCCUCAGUCCAUCCAGGAGUCCCAGAACCUCUCCAUGUUUUUAGCCAACCACAACAGGAUCACUCAGUGCCUGCACCAACAGCUGGAGGUGAUUCCAGGUUACGAGGAGCUUCUGGCCGACAUCGUCAACAUCUGCGUGGACUAUUACGAAAACAAAAUGUAUUUGACGCCCAGUGAGAAACACAUGCUGCUAAAGGUCAUGGGUUUUGGCCUCUACCUGAUGGACGGGAACGUCAGUAAUAUCUACAAAUUAGAUGCCAAAAAGAGGAUCAACCUGAGCAAGAUCGACAAGUUCUUCAAACUUCAAGUCGUGCCUCUGUUUGGAGACAUGCAGAUCGAGUUGUCACGCUACAUAGAGACGAGCGCUCACUACGAAGAAAACAAGUCCAGGUGGACGUGCACCCAGAGCAGCAUCUCGCCGCAGUACAACCUGUGCGAGCAGAUGGUGCAGAUCAGGGACGACCACAUCCGCUUCAUCUCGGAGCUGGCACGCUACAGCAACAGCGAGGUGGUGACGGGCUCGGGCCUGGACAGCCAGAAGUCGGACGAGGAGUACAGGGAGCUGUUCGACCUGGCUCUGAGGGGCCUGCAGCUGCUGUCCAAGUGGAGCACGCACGUCAUGGAAGUCUACUCCUGGAAGCUGGUGCAUCCCACGGACAAGUUCUGCAACAAGGACUGUCCCGGCACGGCGGAGGAGUACGAGCGAGCCACGCGCUACAACUACACCAGCGAGGAGAAGUUUGCCCUGGUCGAGGUUAUCGCCAUGAUCAAAGGGCUGCAGGUUCUGAUGGGUCGCAUGGAGUCCGUCUUCAACCAGGCCAUCAGGAACACAAUCUACGCGGCUCUGCAGGACUUCGCUCAGGUCACCCUCAGGGAGCCUCUGCGCCAGGCCGUACGCAAGAAGAAGAAUGUUCUCAUCAGUGUCCUGCAGGCCAUUCGAAAGACUGUCUGUGACUGGGAGGGAGGAAGAGAGCCUCCAAACGACCCCUGCCUGAGGGGAGAGAAAGACCCAAAGGGAGGUUUUGACAUCAAGGUGCCUCGUCGAGCAGUGGGACCCUCCAGUACACAGCUCUACAUGGUACGCACCAUGCUGGAGUCAUUAAUAGCUGACAAGAGUGGAUCUAAGAAAACUCUUCGCAGCAGCCUUGACGGACCCAUCGUGGUGGCCAUAGAGGACUUCCACAAGCAUUCCUUCUUCUUCACACACCUGCUGAACUUCAGCGAGGCCCUGCAGCAGUGCUGCGACCUCUCCCAGCUGUGGUUCAGGGAGUUCUUCCUGGAGCUCACCAUGGGCCGCAGAAUCCAGUUCCCCAUCGAGAUGUCCAUGCCCUGGAUCCUGACCGACCACAUCCUGGAGACCAAGGAGCCCUCCAUGAUGGAAUACGUUCUGUAUCCUCUGGACUUGUACAACGACAGUGGCUACUACGCUCUGACCAAGUUCAAGAAGCAGUUCCUGUACGACGAAAUCGAAGCUGAGGUAAACCUCUGCUUUGAUCAGUUUGUGUACAAGUUGGCAGACCAGAUAUUUGCCUACUACAAAGCAAUGGCCGGAAGUGUCCUCCUAGACAAGCGCUUCAGGGCAGAGUGUAAAAACUACGGCGUCAUCAUUCCGUACCCGCCGUCGAACCGCUACGAGACACUGCUCAAGCAGAGACACGUGCAGCUUUUGGGUCGAUCGAUUGAUCUGAACCGCCUGAUCACCCAGAGGAUCUCAGCCGCCAUGUACAAGUCGCUAGACCAUGCCAUCAGCCGCUUUGAGAGUGAGGACCUCACAUCCAUAGUGGAGUUGGAGUGGCUGCUGGAGAUCAACAGGCUGACCCACCGGUUGCUGUCCAAGCACAUGACCCUGGACAGCUUCGACGCCAUGUUCCGCGAGGCCAACCACAACGUUUCGGCCCCCUACGGACGAAUCACGCUCCACGUCUUCUGGGAGCUCAACUUUGAUUUCCUCCCGAACUACUGCUACAACGGAUCCACGAACCGCUUUGUACGCACAGCUAUUCCCUUCACCCAGGAGCCUCAAAGAGACAAGCCAGCCAAUGUGCAGCCUUAUUACCUGUAUGGGUCCAAGCCUCUGAACAUUGCCUACUCCCACAUAUACAGCUCCUAUAGAAACUUUGUCGGCCCGCCUCAUUUUAAGACCAUCUGCCGCCUCCUUGGUUACCAAGGCAUCGCUGUGGUGAUGGAGGAGCUACUCAAGAUUGUCAAAAGCCUGUUACAGGGCACCAUCCUGCAAUAUGUAAAAACUUUGAUAGAAGUCAUGCCCAAGAUCUGCCGUCUGCCACGCCAUGAGUACGGCUCCCCAGGCAUCCUGGAGUUCUUCCACCACCAGCUCAAGGACAUCAUUGAAUACGCCGAGCUGAAGACGGACGUCUUCCAGAGCUUGAGGGAGGUCGGGAACGCCAUCCUCUUCUGCCUGCUCAUCGAGCAAGCUCUGGUGUCCCAGGAGGAAGUGUGUGACCUGCUUCAUGCCGCCCCCUUCCAGAACAUUCUUCCCAGAGUCUACAUCAAAGAGGGAGAGCGACUGGAGGUGAGGAUGAAGAGGCUGGAAGCGAAGUACGCCCCUCUCCACCUGGUGCCUCUCAUCGAGAGGCUGGGAACUCCUCAGCAAAUAGCCAUCGCGAGGGAGGGGGACCUGCUGACCAAAGAGCGCCUCUGCUGCGGCCUCUCCAUGUUCGAGGUCAUCCUGACGCGCAUUCGCAGCUUCCUGCAGGACGCCGUGUGGCGCGGGCCCCCGCCCACUAACGGCGUGAUGCACGUGGACGAGUGCAUGGAGUUCCAUCGCCUGUGGAGCGCCAUGCAGUUCGUCUACUGCAUCCCCGUCGGCACGCACGAGUUCACAGCGGAGCAGUGCUUCGGGGACGGGCUGAACUGGGCGGGCUGCGCCAUCAUUGUGCUGCUCGGACAGCAGCGCCGCUUUGACCUCUUCGACUUCUGCUACCACCUGCUCAAAGUCCAGAGGCAGGACGGCAAAGACGAGAUCAUCAAGAAUGUGCCACUGAAGAAGAUGGCAGACCGCAUCAGAAAGUACCAGAUCCUCAACAAUGAGAUAUUCGCCAUCCUCAACAAGUACAUGAAGGCGGUGGAGACGGACAGCUCCACUGUGGAACACGUUCGCUGUUUCCAGCCCCCUAUACACCAGUCCCUAGCUACCACCUGUUGAAAAGGAAGAGCCUUGAAAAGAUAGUGCACACACAGACAUACUCUAAAAACAUACUCUCUCGCAUACGCACCUACACACACGCA